GGUCCUAAAUUGUCGCACGUAUAGGAACAAAACCUCUGUGUCUCCGACUUCUCAUGCGCUUUCUCUUUCCUCUUCUCUCUCUUUCCCAGUCCUUUGCUCUACUCUCCACCCCCCAUUUUCCAGCAACUAGGGUUUUUGCUCCUCUCUUUCUACUAAAAAGGAGCUUUUCAACUGUUACCCAUUUCCAUUUUUACAGUUGUCAUCACCAGGAAAUUUACUUUAGUGGGUCAUUCAUUUUCACUUAAAAAAAAGAGAAAAGAUAUUAUUGCUGGGUUUUGUUCAUUCUUGAAGACUGAGCUGAAAGAUUGAUGGCUAAGACUAAACCUGGAAAAAAAGACCUUGAUUCUUACUCUAUCAAGGGCACCAACAAAAUCGUUAGACCUGGUGAUUGUGUGUUGAUGAGACCGUCUGAUUCUGAUAAGCCUCCGUACGUGGCAAGAGUAGAGAAGCUCGAGUCCGAUCACCGGAAUAAUGUGAAGGUCAAAGUCAGAUGGUACUACCGACCGGAGGAGUCUAUUGGUGGUCGCAGACAAUUCCAUGGGGCCAAAGAGCUGUUCUUAUCAGAUCACUUCGAUAUGCAAAGUGCACAUACCAUUGAAGGGAAGUGCAUAGUGCACUCUUUUAAGAACUACACCAAAUUGGAGAAUGUGGGCCCUGAGGAUUACUUUUGUAGGUUCGAGUACAAAGCUGCCACAGGGGGAUUUACUCCUGACCGCGUCGCUGUGUAUUGUAAGUGUGAGAUGCCCUACAACCCUGAUGAUCUGAUGGUACAGUGUGAAGGAUGCAAAGACUGGUUCCAUCCCUCUUGUAUGGGUAUGACCAUUGAAGAAGCAAAGAAAUUAGAGCAUUUCUUGUGUUCUGACUGUUCCGCAGAAGAUGAUGGCAAACGUCCCUUGAGCUCAUUUCAUGUUUCACCACCUGUUGAGUCAAAGGUGGAGUCAAAGCGAAGGAAGAGAUAAAUAGCUGACCUUGAUGCAGUAUGAGGAGAAGUAGGAUUUCUGGGUUAGAUGGGAAGCUGGAUGUAUGAUGACAAGCCUCUAAGAGCUGAUCAAGAAUCGUACUGACGAAUAAGAACUUUUCCCGUUUGCGAGUUGCAAUAUCUGGAGUCCUUAUUUCAUAGCGCUAUAGCAUUUGCUCUAUCUAUAUCUUAGAUAGCAAACAAAUUGAUUUAGUUGCUCUAUCUAUAUCUUAAAUAGCAAACAAAUUGAAUUAGCACUUCUCAGAUCAGGCUAGGUUAGCCUCUCAAGCGAAGUUGGGGCGCCGAGGCCAUGUAUGCGCUAGCAAUUGGUACAUAGGAGCAUGCAAUAUGCAGAUGCAUAUUGAGUUGGUUAAAAUUGGUUAAAUGAGUUGUGAUCUAAUUCAAUUAAAUGUUCAUGUGAAUUCGUCGACCGAUGGUGAUCUCUUGAUCUCUGUCCUGACAACAUGCUUGUAAAUUAGUGCCAGAGAGCUUGCUUCAUCGUCUGAAAAUAAAGUUAUUUUUGCUACUUAGUUGAUUCUCUUAAUUGAUA
Molecule: messenger RNA, 1508 nt
Organism: Nicotiana attenuata
Lineage: Eukaryota; Viridiplantae; Streptophyta; Magnoliopsida; Solanales; Solanaceae
Product: chromatin remodeling protein EBS-like
Exons: 6
Coding region: 309-959 (216 amino acids)
Molecular function (GO): chromatin binding
Source: RefSeq, a predicted model, not a curated record